CGAUCAGCUGAGCAGCGUCUCUCCCUCAGAAGCAUAUAGACUGAGCUGUGUUCAGUCGGACUCCCUCACUCACUCACACUCUGCUUGGAUAGUUCAGCCGAGUUUGGCUCCGUUUUCACGUGUUAUUUAACAUCGUGUGUAUCGAAGCUGCUCUUGUGGACAAGAUGCUGGAGACGGUCGCUUCGCCAAAAUGAACACAGACUGCACCAAGCCUUCUGUUGCUCCAAAGCCAAGAUUAGUUUGUCACGCCAACUUGAAGCUGCCAUCCCCUCUCAUGUCUACAGCCAGGGGUCCCAAACCCUCUAUUGCUCCGAAACCUAAAGUCACACCAGAGCUUAAUGGCAACCAGGGAGAAUGCAUUAAUGGCGGCUUGCUAACUUCAGAUGGUGAGGUUGAUGAGGAGCAUGAGAUGGAGAAUGGUCUAAACAAAGCGGUUGCUGACAGGUUGCCAGCAGAGAAACAGUUUAACGCCUACAUCCUCAAAUUACCACAAAAAGAUGUACAAAAUGCGGCAGAGGACGGUGAGGCUACAGAGGAGGGAGAGGAAGAAGACAUGAUUCAAAAAAUGGAUGAGGACUGGAGGUUAACUGACAGUGCUCUAACAGAGGAGGUGGACUCCCUGGAAACACUUUGGGUCAGUGAUGCUGGACUCACGGCUGACUCUGAGGAGGCGGUGGAGAUGAUUGACACAGACAUGACGGAGGACAUGGAGGGUUGUGACGCAGGCGAGGCGCUGGCUGACACAGAUGGCCUCUCAGUGGGAGACCUCUCUGUUAAUAGCAUUGAAGAGGAGGCAAGAUGCUAUUCAGCUGAAAAUCAACACAUGAAGGAGAGACAGGAUGGAACAGGUGACUGCACAGCAGAUGAUUUAACUGAGUCUCUCACGGACGAACCGGGUCUCCUCAUCAAUGACAACAUGAAGGACACCGACACACAAGUUCUCCUAACAGAUGGGGAGGAGAGAGAAGAGGAAUCUGCUCCUGAUUGUGGCAUCACAUGUAGCAAACGGAAGUUUAGAUGUGGCCAUGAAAUGAAGGAAAAGCGUGGAAACAUACAGAACAUUUGUUUUUAUGACUUUAUUCCCACAGACCAGAAACAGUUCUGUGAUACAACUCAUACACAUGUUGACGUAGGGGAUGAUCCAACUCAUGAGCCUUAUUACGUCUCUUCAGAGGACAUCAUUAACAGAGAGCUGAUGCCAAGGAAUAACAAAGGUCGUGGACUCCCAGAGAGUCCACUCACAUCACAGAAAAUAUCAGCCAGGAAAUGUGCGGAAACAGCAGAAAAUGGACAAAACGACUGUGUGUCCACUGAUGAUUAUGUGGAGAUUGGUAACAGUCAUGAGUACGGCAGCCACAACAGUAAUGGAACCGAGGCAAAAACAUAUCAGAAAAGUACUGAAGAACCCAGAGCUCAGACAGAGCAAGCCCUGCUGAAUCAUUCGGACUGCCAGUCAAUGUUCAGGCUGAUACCCCCCUUAGUGCCAACAGACACUGACACCUCGCUGACAUCUUCUCUCUCAGAAAGCCAGCUGCUUUCGCCGAGUGACUCUGAUGUCUUUAGAGAUGAGGAAGACCUGGAGGGUCACAUAGUGCCGUUUCUGGAUGACACUACUGACACGGAGCAGGACAUCAGUGAUGAGCAUGUCUAUGAGGAGCCAAGGCAGAGCUCAGAGGAUGACAAUGUUUUCUCUUUUGAUAAGAGGACAACAGAGAUGCGCUCCCGCUCACUGUCACACCGCGUUAAUAAUAAUGUGGCUGAGGUGGGAGUGCAUUUCGUUCAGAGGACCUACAUGAGUGGAUUUGGACAACCUGCGCUGAGCAGCAGCCCCAUGUUAGGCUCAAUGCUGCACAAGAGCUACGCCAAACCCCACUAUUUGUCCCUGUACCCCCGCUCUAUCUCCAUGGAGGGACAGGACACGUCUCUGGGUGUCUACAGCUACAGGGAAGUAUCCUCAAGACAGGGAGGUGCCAUUUGUUCCUCUGGAAGCUUCUCCCGGGACUCACCUCUGUCAUCCAGUGGCAUGUCCACUCCAACAUCAGUAGUGGACAUUCCUCCUCCGUUUAAUCUGGCCUACAUCACAAAGAGGCCCAUCACGAAGAGUUCCCCCUCGCUUUUCAUGGAAGGAGACUCGUCUGAGAAAAACAGGAAAAAAAAAUCCUCCAUUAAGCGUUUCCUGAUGCUUAAAUUUAGGCGGAAAACACAGAGCAAGCCUGUGGUGGAUGUCAACCCGUCCUCCUCAGCAGAGACCAGACACCACACGCCCAGCAGACUGCUGGAUUUCGAUAGACACAGCAUAAGUAGCUCUCCACAGCUCAACUCACGCUCUGCAAGUAAACCUCUUGUUUCACCUGAGCCGGCCUCCACCUUCUUGUUCUACAAGGAUGGCAAAAGAAAAGGGAGCUCUGUGGCCUUUCUCAAUCGUAGCGUCAUCCGGGUGGAGUCCUUUGAGGACCGCUCCCGAGUGCCUUUCACACCUCUUCCCCUGACCAAGCCUCGUUCCAUUUCCUUUCCCAACACAGAUACCUCAGACUACGAGAAUGUUCCUGCCAUCAGCUCGGAUUAUGAGAACCUUCAGGUCCCACAGCGGAGGCCCGUCCGCCAGGCACCAUUCACAGACUUCUUUGACCGUCCAAGUCGGGUGCUGUCCUCUGCCAAUGAGACUGAUGGUUAUGUCGACAUGAGCAGCCUCCCUGGGUUCAAGAGUAAAACUCAGCCACCUGAACAGGAAACAGAAAGUGCCUAUACAGAAGCCUACAAUGUUUGUUUGGUGGCUGCCGCUCCGCAGACUUUUUCAGAGGGUGAUGCCGGGAGAGAGACGGUGGCUGAGGAGGACCAAGGACGCACCUCAGAGGAGGAAGAAGGAGGCAGCAAUUACGAUAGACAGCCUGAUGGCCGAUCCAGAGCCUUUUACAUCGCAAAAGAGCUUGUGGAUACGGAGAGAUUACACGUGAAAGCCCUCAAGCUCCUCCAGGAAGACUUUCGGGAAGCUGUUGGGGCAGCAGUUGGGGACGAAGGGGAUUCUGUGUUGGAUGAAGAGAGGCUUCGAGAGAUUCUCAAUGAACUGCCCGAUGUUUACACCCUGCACCGCAGAAUCCUCAACGAGCUGGAGAAUCGAAUCCGACACUGGGAGGAGAGCCAGAGGAUUGCAGACAUCUUCCUGUCCAGAAAAGCAGAGUUCUUGGUUUUUACCACUUAUAUCGGCCACUACGACCGAAGCAUGAGCCUGCUGGAGGACAGCUGCCGAACUUCACCUGCCUUCGCAGCCAUUGUUCAUCAGUUUGAGCAGCAGAGUCCAGCUGGGGAAAAAGUGUCUCUGAAACAUCAGCUCCUGCAGGUCAUUGUGCGUGUGGCUCAGUACCGCAUGCUCCUCACUGAUUACCUGAACAACCUCUCCCCUGACUCCAAGGAAUAUGAAGACACGCAAGCUGCUGUGGUGGUAGUGUCUGACAUUGCAGAUCAGGCAAACGACAGCUUAAAACAUGGGAAGAACUUGUUGCGUCUGGUCAACAUAGAGUACAGUGUUCGUGGCCUGCGGGACCUGCUGCAGCCUGGCAGGGUCUUUGUGAAGGAAGGCACCCUGAUGAAGGUCAGCAGGAAGAGUCGCCAGCCCCGCCAUCUGUUUUUGAUGAAUGACGUGCUGCUGUACACCUACCCUCAACAGGAUGGGAAAUACAGACUGAAGAAUACUCUGCCACUCACUGGGUUGAAGGUCAGUAAACCCAUCAUAGAAAAUGUCCAAAAUGCACUGAGGAUCGAUGGAACGGACAUCUCCAUCACUUUGUCUGCAAGUUCCUUUAUUGAAAGGGAGGACUGGUUUUACUCUCUGAGCCGGACUGUGACUGAAAAUGCCAGGGGAUCUGGAGCAUUCAACAGCUGCUCAGGAGAGGCCAGAGAUCAUCUGCGGCUGUCUCUAGGAGAGAAGGCCCCUACACUUGUUCCAGUGUCGCAAGUGAUGAUGUGCAUGAACUGCACCUCAGAUUUCAGCCUCACUCUUCGUAGACACCACUGCCAUGGCUGCGGAAGAAUUGUUUGUCGGAGCUGUUCGAGGAACAGAUAUCCACUGAAAUACAUGAAAGACCGCAUGGCCAAAGUGUGCGAUCACUGUUACAACGAGCUAAAGAAGAGAGGGGGAGAUGCGUCUGCACAGUCAGGUAAGAGUAGCCCUCGUCCAAACCGCUCCAGUCGUCCUCUUUCUGCCAUGUUCCAAAACAUUCAUCCUCCCAGCAUCUGGAGACAUCGGAAAGGCACUGCCUCCUUCACCCAGGUAACAUUGUCAGAGGAAGGAUCCAUUAGUGGCAGUCUACAGCGCAGCAAGAAGAGCAAGAGGAGCUGGAAGAGACUGUGGUUCCUUCUAAAAGACAAGGUGCUUUACACCUACCGAGCCCAAGAGGAGAAAGUAGCGUCAGAGAGUUUACCUCUGCUGGGUUUCACAGUGAAGCUACCUGACAAGCAGGAGGGAGAAGAGGAGGCCAACAUCUUCCAGCUUUACCACAAAAACACUUUGUAUUACACCUUUAAAGCUUCGGACAACUACACAGCUCAGAGGUGGGUAAAUGCCAUGGAGGAAGCUACAGUUUUAUAGGAUCAGCUACUCUGGAUGAGUUGCCGAAAAUAGAAGUCCGCUGCCUUUCUUCUGCUACAAACAGACCAAUAGGGGAAGAUGGGGAAUAAAAAACAUUUGAUUAUGCCUGCAAGUUGUAACUUUCCUGGCUGGACCGAAUAAAAGAAGACACUGUGUUCUUGGAGAGGGGACACGAUUACCUACUUUGUCAACCUCUGGUGUCCUCUGCCUGCUGUUACAGCAGGUGUGAUGCUGAGAGCCACGAGAGCUCCAAAGAGAACAUUAUAUUGACGUGACCUAUAUUUCUCACAGCAGCUGAUCAGAGACAUUCCUCCAAAUCAUGGGGAAAUUGUAGAUGUGUUUUGGAAAAGAAUGAUCCAACAUAUCAAAUAUAUCAAAACAACGUAAAUCAUUUCAAUAGCUGAUCAAACAAACAGUCAUUUAAAUCUGUGAAGAUUCUCAGUCAUCCAGGUCAUAGUUAUCCAAAGAAAGUUUAAAUGACCAUCUAAAGAAGGUUAAAGUCAAGGGCAACUGGACU
Messenger RNA from Micropterus dolomieu (smallmouth bass), 5102 nucleotides. RefSeq names its product FYVE, RhoGEF and PH domain-containing protein 5-like. The record is from RefSeq and is a predicted model, not a curated record. Gene Ontology annotation, cellular component: cytoplasm. Bases 191 to 4585 code for a protein of 1464 amino acids. Lineage: Eukaryota; Metazoa; Chordata; Actinopteri; Centrarchiformes; Centrarchidae. Gene Ontology annotation, molecular function: metal ion binding; guanyl-nucleotide exchange factor activity. The transcript is spliced from 21 exons.